This is a messenger RNA of Stegostoma tigrinum, 4822 nucleotides long. Its product is annotated as LEM domain-containing protein 2-like. The coding region runs from base 15 to 2210 and encodes 731 amino acids. Gene Ontology annotation, biological process: negative regulation of BMP signaling pathway; nuclear envelope organization. NCBI's taxonomy places the organism in Eukaryota, Metazoa, Chordata, Chondrichthyes, Orectolobiformes, Stegostomatidae. The transcript has 9 exons. Gene Ontology annotation, cellular component: nuclear inner membrane. The record is from RefSeq and is a predicted model, not a curated record. Gene Ontology annotation, molecular function: chromatin DNA binding.
CGGAGAAGCUGAAAAUGGCGGCGACAAUGAGCGACCGAGAUUUGCGAAGCGAGCUGAAGGCCUUGGGUUACGCGGCCGGCCCUAUCACAGACAGUACCAGGUCUCUGUACCUGAAAAAAUUAGAACAACUGAGGUCCGAAAAGAAUCAUAAGGAAAAAAGCAGCCGUGCCCCGCGGGUUCGCCAGAGUCUCCGGCAGCGGCAGGCGGAGGCCUCAGACCCAGAUCCGGAUCCGAAUCCGAAUCCAGCCGUGGCCCCGGAGCAGCCGAGGAGAAGGUCGGCCGCCGCUUUCAGAACUAGGGCCGAGUUCAGCCGCCAGCAGGCCGACGCUGUGUCGGACUCUGCUACCACACAAAACACAGGGACAUCGGCUGCAUACCUUACAGAUAGACUCCAUGAAGAGGAUGACGGCAAUAGGGAGGAAUCGGACAGCCUAAGUUCCCAUCGAGACACGGGGAUUUCCAGCAGCUUCUAUUCGGAUCCGUUUACCAGGAAACCUGUCAAAUCAUAUUCAGAUCGCUACAUAGGAACAUCUGGCAGCCAGAUUUCGCAUCCAAUCACCAGGAAAUCUGUCACUUCAUAUUCUGAGCGAUACACAGGGGCAUCUAGGAGUUUGACUUCAGAUCUCUAUACCAGGAAACCUGUCACUUCAUAUUCUGAGCGAUAUGCAGGGGUAUCUGGGAGCCUAGGUUCAGCUCCGUAUGCAGGGACGUCGGGCAGCCUGACUUCAGAUUCGCACAAUGGGAUAACUGGCAGCCUGUAUUCAGAUCGCUACAGUGGGGAGAGUCUGAAUUCAGAUCUAUAUACAAAGAAUGCAGGGACGCCGGGUAGCCUGAGUUCAGGUUCACACAGUGGGAUAACUGGCAGCCUGUAUUCAGAUCGCUACACUGGGACGAGUCUGAAUUCAGACCCAUAUACAAAGAAAUCUGACGGUUCGUAUUCGGAUCCAUACACAAAAAAAUCCGAUAGUUUGUAUCUAGAUCCAUAUACAAGAAAAUCUGACAUCCUGAGUUUGGAUGAAUAUGCAAGGAAAUAUCAGAGUCUGAAAUCAGAUCUGUACACAGAGAAAUCUGAUAGCUUGUAUUCAGGUCAAAAUGCAGGGAAAUCCGAGAGCCUGAGUUCAGAUCAACAUGCAGGCAGGUUUAGCAGCUUGUAUUCUGAUCGAUAUACAAGAAAUUCAGGCAGCCUCCCUUCUGACAGUCGGUAUAGAGGAAAGUCAGACAGUUUGUGGGAGAAUGAACGCUACAGAAGAGGAACUGCACCUGGGCUUCCGAAGAAGGGGGUACAAAAACGCAAGAAUCGUCUAGACAUAUUUGAGUUUUACUUGUCGUGGUUUCUCUACAUCACCACAAUUAUCCUGUGUCUGGUUCUGUUGGGAUUAAUCUGUGUCAAAACCUUACAGUUGCUUGAAGAAUCUGAAGAAGACAUAGAUGAAAACAUUAAGAUGUUGCCAGUGGAUUGCAAAGGGAAAACAGAUGCAUUUUGCCAAGCUGAAGAACGCAAAAUCAUAAUGCUCAUGUUGUCUGAAAUGUAUGAGUACCUAGCAGAAACAGCAGGUGAGUUUGAGUGUGGAUCUGAAUAUCCCCUGAAGACCAAAUGUGUGCCAGUCGUUGAUGUAAAGAGACAUUUAGCAACUGUUAAUAUACCUAAUCUAGAAAAAUUUAACAAGGCACUUCAAUGGAUCAUUCAGAGCACCCGUGACAUUGGGAUUAGGCUAGUUGGUGAAGAUUCUGAAGCAUUAGUGACUUCAGUGGAUCAAGUAAGCUGUCUUGAAUCCACUCGUCCACAGAUGAAUUUGUAUUGUCGCCUCCGUCACGCUGUUUAUACAAUUCUUCACAGAAUGUUAAUCUUUAUUUUGGUUUUAAGCUUUUUGUGGAUCAUGUUGCUACUUCUGAAGUACCAGUUGAAGAAAAUGAAGGACCGAGAACAAGCAGUGUAUGAAAUGGUGAACAAAAUUAUAGCUGUCGUUCGUGCUCACAAUCAAGACUGGGAAAAGGAUUUAGAACUCAUACCUUAUAUACCUGUCCCCCAUGUCCGCGACACAUUGAUUCAACCUGAGAACAGGAAGAAGAUGAAGAAGAUCUGGGAGAAGGCUGUUGAGUUUCUUGAAGCAAAUGAGUCCCGGAUUCGUACAGAGACUCAGAUAAUAAAUGGAGAGGAUUUCUUAGUAUGGAGGUGGACACAGCCCUCAUCCCUCUGUGAUUCAAUGUGAUAAGUAACUAAAUGUAUUGAGCAAGGGGCAGUUAGGAGCCAUAUUGUUGAUGCAGUGCUUUGGCAUACCAGCAUCGUUUGUAAACUCUUGUGUUUCUGUGUGAAUUUCUCACACAGCUGUUGAUUUUUUACUGGUUUAUUUGAGAGUAAGGGAUGAGCCACUACUGUCUGCGGAGGUAGAGGAAUUGAGUGGAUACCCUGGGACAUCCUGCAAUGCUUGUUGACAGAUUUUAACAUUAUUAUUAUUCAAUGUUAGGAUAAGAAAUUUGUAGCAAGGCCUGGAUUUGUUCCUCAUCCCUAAUGUAACUGAGGGGCUUAAUAGGGAACUAGAGAAAGCAUCUAAAAACCUGACAUCUGUUGAGGGACUGGAGUUGUAUACAGUUUGACAGGUUUUGUGACAGAUUUUUUGACAGCAGUGACAAUCCAACAGCCAUUAAUUUCCAUUUUAAGUUCAGUCCUCUUGAUGAGAUUUGAUCUCUCAAUAUUCUGAAUAAUUACUUAGUUUAUUAGUUCAAUAACAGACACUAUGCCACAGCUAUAGUUAUUGAAAUUGUUCGUGAUUUGGAAACAAACAAUUUGCCUUUUUCCAAAGCCCGAUGAUAUGCUAAUAUAGCCAAAUAAAGAAAGGAAAGGCUGUACUAUAAAUCUGAAAAUGAUAAAAUGAUGAGUAGCUUUGAACUAGUCCUUCUAUUUAGAGGACUUUAAUUAUGGUUGGCAUGGUUCUUAACCAUGAAGUUUUAAAAUCUUUGUUCAGAUUCAUAUUCUGUGUUGCAUAAUGUUUAAAAUUUGGUUUUAUGCACUGACUUUGUGAAAAUGAUUGUCAUUGUGUUAGAAAGUUUGUCUUCUGUAUAUAUGUACUGCAUUUGCUUUAAGUAUUUUAUACUUUUGGGGGUAAUUUUUUGAAGUUUAUGCAACGAAAUCUGUUGAACGAAGAGAUUAUAACAUUAGUACACAUCAGUUUUCCUUUUCUGCUGUAUUCAAAUUUUAGGAAAUGCUGAUUCUUCCCAACAGUUCCAAACAUGCUGAAAUCUAUUAACUCUACUUGGCUGACCUAGCAUUCUUGACCCAUAUCUGCUCUAUUUCUGUUUGUGAACUGUCAGCAGAAAUAAUAGAAAGUGAAAUAACUCCACAAGGAGUUAUCCUAUCACCAAGUCACCCUUUAUUUGCACAUGCACAGUACCUGACACUAACCAGUCUAGCUCAGAGCCAGCUCUUGGAGUGAACAGAACCCCUGACACUACUGUUUAUAUCUGUGAGCCAGGACUCCUGAUUGGGGCUGUUAUCCUGGUCCAGUUAGGAAACUCGUAUUCAAUGAGGUCCAUCUGCCUGAGCUCAUUCCAAUCACUGCAAAAAGCAUCCCACCAAAAUACUUCAAAAUAUUUGGAAGUGUAUUUUAUUUCAGAAGGGUAAUUUUAUUUCAUAAAAUGCAGAUUCCUUCCUUUUAAAAAGGAUGAAAACAGCAUCAUGUUCAGGAUAGUUAUGUAAUACAUGAUCAAAACUGAUGGUUGAGCUGCAGCUUUGAGUUAACAAGUGCCUGUUAAUGUAUUUCGAGCUAUCACCCAUGUGAAAGCUAAGUGGCUGACAUAUUUGAAGCCUAAUUGGAAAUAAUUAUUAGGAAAGCUAUUUGGUAUUGAAAAUGCAGUGGGCAAGUUUCAUCAUGAUAUUUCCUUUUCCAUGAAUAAGUCAUUAAAUUAGGAUAUAUCUAUCCAAAAGCAUUGUGAAUGAACUAAAAAUGUACAGCAUGAAGUAAAAUAUUUCAUAUUACACAGUGCCUCAUUGAAUUGGUAUAUAAAUGAAUUAUUGUUUGUAUUUUGUGUAUAUUUUAGAGGAUAUGUUUGUACAAACAUAGGAACUGCCCCUUUUGAGUUUGUUCUGCCAUUUGAUAAAGUCAUGAGUGAGUUGAUUGUGGUACUUUCCUACCUACCCAGAUACUCUCUGACUCCAUUGUUAGUCGAUAAUCUAUCCACCUCUGCCUUAAAGAUAUUCAUUGGGCCUGCCUCUACCCCUUUCUGUGGAACAAAAUUUCAGAGGCUCAUAAACCUGGGAGAAAAUGUGUUUUCUUUGUCUUCACUGGGCAAUGCCUUAUUUUUAGGGCUGUCUCUCCUGAUACUCUCUGAAAGGUUCACAUUGCAUAUGCGAAAAACUUUGCAUAUGCACUCUUUGUGAAACACCGUGCCAGUCAAAAACAUGAUACCCAAAUAAGCACAAUAAAUAUGAGGGACAAAAUGAUGUCAUUGGCAGUUCUGUUCUUGUGUACGGAGCAUUUAUAAGGUGUCAGCAGACCUUCUCUUUUUAAACUGUAUCCCCUAGUUCUUAUGUCUACUACAAUGGGAAAUAUUCUUUUGGGAUUCACCCUGAUUGGUUCACAGUAUCUUCACAUACUCGCAUGGUGCUAAUUUGCUACUUGUUAGGAAGAUAAACGUCUUGGGCUUCAGUUACUGUAUUCAGUUCUAUGAUGUAUUUUACUGAUUUUACAGGACAGCUUAACUCUAGUAUCACAUCAGUUCAUUUAUUUUAAGUAUUGGCUUUUUUAUGUGUGAACAUGGAUUUUUAAUCUUUGCUGUACUGAAUUUCACAUUUUUUUGAAGCAUUUAAUAAAAUAUUAAAACAAUG